Molecule: messenger RNA, 5058 nt
Organism: Siniperca chuatsi (mandarin fish)
Lineage: Eukaryota; Metazoa; Chordata; Actinopteri; Centrarchiformes; Sinipercidae
Product: gastrula zinc finger protein XlCGF26.1-like
Exons: 2
Coding region: 79-2097 (672 amino acids)
Source: RefSeq, a predicted model, not a curated record
AACUUAGCAACACAGCGCGCAUCAGAGUGAGCAGACAGUUUUUAACGGAGUGAGUCUGGAGGAAAAGCUGCUGUGAAAAUGUUUAAAAUCGAGAACGAGGAGGAAGUUUGUGGACAACGCAAACUACUGGACGCUGUUUUCCAGCCUGAAGUCCGGCUGCACAGAGCAGACGUCCAGCUGCUGUUGGUGAGUAAAGAAGAGGAUCCCCCUGAGCAGCAGGACUGGAGCCCCAGUCUGGACCAGGAGGACCCACCAGAGCCCCCACACAUUAAAGAGGAACCGGAGGAACGCUGGACCAGUCAGGAGGGAGAGCAGCUUCGAGGGCUGGAGGAGGCGGAUAUCACCAAGAUCACAUUCACUCCUGUCCCUGUGAAGAGUGAAGAAGACGAUGAAGAGAAACCUCAGUCCUCACAGCUUCAUCUAAGACUAAGUGAACAGAUUAAAACAGAAGCAGAUGGAGAGGACUGUGGAGGACCAGAACCAGCCAGGAACUCAGAUCCAGAUAGUCAUUUACAACCAGCUACUCCUGACGAGACGUCAGACUCCUCUGAACCUGAGACUGAUGACAGUUGUGAUUGGGAGGAGACCAGGGAACCUCAGUCAGGUUUAAACACUCAAAACAAUGAAGUACCUGUAAGUGGUCAGGAAUGUAAUACUGGAAAAACAUCAGGUAGCUCCUCUGCUACAAACUUUGGCCACAAGGAACAUCUGCAGAAACAUGAUGGAAUCCAAACAGGAGAGAAACCAUUUAGUUGCUCAGUUUGCGGUAAAAGAUACCUCGGGAAGAACUCCUUAAGGACUCAUAUGAGACUUCAUUCAGAAGGAAAACGUUUCAGCUGCUCAGUUUGUAAAAAAACUUUUCCAUGGAGAAGAGAGGUUGUGAGGCACAUGAGAAUCCACACAGGGGAGAAACCCUUCAAUUGUUCAGUUUGUGGUACAGGAUUUGCAGAAAACACACAUCUGAAACAACACUUGACUGUCCACACAGGGGAGAAACCAUUCAGUUGUUCAGUUUGUGGUAAAGGAUUUGUAGAUAGGGGAAAUCUGACACGGCACUUGAUUGUCCACACAGGGGAAAAACCCUUCAAUUGUUCAGUUUGUGGUAAAGGAUUCGCACAAAAGACACAUCUGAGACGACAUUCAGCUGUCCACACAGGGGAGAAACCAUUUACUUGUUCAGUUUGUGGUAAAGGAUUUGUAGAUAAGGGAACUCUGAGACGACACUUUGGAAUCCACACAGCAGAAGAGCCAUUUAGUUGCUCAGUUUGUGGUAAAGGAUUUGUAGAUAAGGGAACUCUGAGACGACACAUGAGAAUCCACACUGCAGAGAAACCAUUUAGUUCAUUAGUUUGUGGUAAAGGAUUUGUUGAUCAGGGAAGUCUGAAUCAACACUUGACUGUUAACACAACGGGGAAACCAUUUAGUUGUUCAGUUUGUGGUAAAGGAUUUGUAACUAAGGGAACUCUGAGACGACACUUGAGAAUCCACACAGUGGCAAAACCAUUUAGUUGUUCAGUUUGUGGUAAAGGAUUUGUUGAUCAGGGAACUCUGAAUCAACACUCGACUGUCCACACAAGGAGGAAACAAUAUAGUUGUUCAGUUUGUGGUAAAGCGUUUGUAGAUAGGGGAUCUCUGAGACGACACAUGACUGUCCACACAGGGGAGAAACCCUUCAAUUGUUCUGUCUGUGGUAAAGGGUUCACACAGAGGACAAAUCUGAGACGCCACUCGACUGUCCACGAAGGGGAAAAACCAUUUAGUUGUUCGGUUUGUGGUAAAGGAUUUGGAGAGGGGGGGACUCUGAGACGACACAUGAGAAUUCACACUGUGGAGAAACCCUUUAUUUGUUCAGUUUGUGGUAAAGGAUUUGUAGAAAGGGGAAAUCUGAAACAACACCUGACUGUCCACACAGGGGAGAAACCCUUCAGUUGUUCUGUCUGUGGUAAAGGAUUUGGACAGAAAACAAAUCUGAGACGACACUCAACUAUCCACACAGGGGAGAAACCAUUUAGUUGUUCGGUUUGUGGUAAAGCAUUCACUCGGCUUCAUAUGUUCAAAAACCACAAGUGUGCAGGUGAGAGCAGCGGCAGUAAAUGAAGCUUGUUGAGCCAAUUCCUUCCAGCAGGAUCUAAAGUACUGAAGGCAAGACUCGGCUCAACACUGAUCAGUUCAAAACUGUGAUACAGACUCCAAAAUAAGAUGUGCGUCAUCUUUUCAGCUAAGAUGAAACCAUGUGUAGCAUGAUCAACGUGGAUUCUGAUGAACAUCUUGUAUCUUUAUUGAUAAAAGAAUUUUCCGUUUUUGAAAGUCUGCCUCUAGGUCAUGAAGCCCAGGUCCCAAGGAGGACAGUAAUGGGACGUUAAGUGACAAAUGACCCACUUUACGAUGUGCAGAUCUCAAACUGACCCAACACCCCCACAUCCCAGGGGGAUGGAAGUCCACAGCACAAGGCUCACAGAUAAAUGACUUUGCAAUGCAAAAUUGAAAUGUACAUUAAUUGAUAUGUUUUGUGUCAUUAACCAUAUGAAAAGUAUGUGAAGUUUUGAGCCCUGAACUAAUGGGAACAGUUUCUUGAUAUAAAGAAAUUAAGUGUGUAUGAUAGUUUUACAAGGCAUGGCACCAUUUUGUUGGUGACACAAAACUAUUUUUUCAGUGACAUGUUUGGUAAUUUGGGACACACAGUUUCAUUAGUGUAGGUCCUUGGAUUCAACUCUAAUGACAUAUUUCAAACUGAUUUCUUGUUUUCUUAACUGAUUGACUGCGGACCACCUACUGCCCGAUUCGAAGCUGCUAACUAGCUAGCUGUACACAGUCUGGAGCAACUCUGCUGUGAAGAGUACUAGAAGACGCAGUAUACUGCAACCUAAGCUCAUCUACACACUUUAUGACUAAAGUAACGUAAGGGAAAGGCUCAUUUUCACAACAGCUGGUUACUCACAAGGCCACCUUCCUUUAAAAGGGGAAGGCUCGGCUGGUAACCCGCAGGUGCAGUUAGGCUGUGGGUGCGCUAACCAGAGGUGCAAGAAGUAUUCAGGUCCAUUAGGUCCAAGUAAAAGUUCUGCAAGUACUCACAAUGCAGCAAAAUGUUCCCUGUCAGUGUUUUAUUAUAUCUGAUGUUUCUGGAUUCAUAUUCCUGCUGCAUUAAUGUGUGUGUUGCAUUUUACUGCUGCAGAUGUUUCAGGUUGAGCUCAUUUUAACUGCUUUAAACUACCCAACAGUAUAUAAUCUACAUCAUAUUCUACAAGAUCAUCAUAAGUUUGCAUUAUUUGAGAAUUUAUGGUGUGUUAUUUUAGAGAAGAUGUGUGUGUGUGAUAUUUAUAAGCCAUAUCGCCCAGCCCUACUUCAUUCUGUCCUCGCUCCACUUAUUGUAGCCGAGAUGGCGUGUUUAGUCUCUUUAUAGAGCUAACGAAGCAGGAAAUGUGAAAAAUAAUUUACAUAACAAAUUAAGUGAUCAUAGCUGGCAAUAAGACAAAAAGUAAGCUGGAAUACCAAACGUGUAUUUGGUCUGCCUGCCACCUGACGUAUUGAUUUUUAUUUUACUAUUUUAUUUGCUGUAAUAAGUAUAUAUGCAUAUAGGAACAUAUGUAUUAGUAUUUUCAUAACAGAUGUUGUACAUUAUUACCAUUUAAACCCCAGUUAACAGUCUAUUACUUAUUGCGAAGUGGAUAAUUCUGUUUAUUCAUAAAAGAGGUUUGGUGUCUUUCAGCAACUGAGUAGGCCAACCUUUUAAACAUGGAAGCAUCAAACAUGUAAUAAACUUCCUUCAUUCUUUAGGAAAGAAAUUAAAACAAAAUAAUUAAGACAAGAUAGUUGGAUGGGGGGUGGAGUAAAGGUUUUGCACCGCAGAAAACAAAACAACUUCUUGCCCUUCUAAUACUACCAACGGGCUGAACGUGAUGUGUGAAGGCGUUUGCUGCGAGGGAAAGAGACGGAGAGACGCAAAGACAAACUAACUCUCAAAGAAAGUUAGCACUCAUAAGUUGCUGCUUCCAGCUUAAAGAUGCCUGCUCCAGUCUGCUCCAGCGCCUGCGUCCUAACGAUACCGCUGUUAGGACCGUAACUCAAUUAUCAUCUGGCAGAUGCUAACACCACAUUGCGGAGUUUUGUAGAAAAAAAGACGAAGUUUGGAAGAUCCCCACUUGUGUCUAAGUCAGACUGCUGAAGCCUCAGAUUAACGUCCCCUGAACUUCACAAUGCAUUUGUUCCAGUUACCAUCGGGUCAUGACAUUGAUUUACCUGAGGUCUGUUUUAGACCGGGUCCAGACUUUUGGACCUAUGAAGACCUCUUCAGACUCACUUCAAGCAGCAGCAGCAGCUUCUACAUGUGCUUAUCUGUAAAAUGUCACUGAGAUAAAUGUAAAAAGACGUGUUGCUCUCCACCGCUCACUAACACGUCAUUGAUUCAAACUUGUGGCUGCAGCUUUAUUUAGUAGCUUCAUGGUUCAUGUGUCUUCAUUUCCCUCCUGAUUCAACCAGGAGGGUUUCAGGUCCAUCACAGUCUUUCCCAGUCUUCCUUCCUCUUUAGUUUUAUACUUCAGAGUGAAGCUUUAAAGCCUCAUUUCAACUCCACUAAGUAACUGAUGAUAACUAAACAGGUUUCUCUGCAGAACAUCUCCUUCCUACCAGGUCAUUACUGUAAAACAGUCUGUAAAACAGUCUGUGAAGUUUUAUUUUCAUCAAAAAUCUUCCAGUGAAUAAAGAAUAUUUUGACUUGUUUCAGGUAUUUUUUUUAAAUCAAGUGAUGUUUUUCUUGAUUUCCGUGCAGCGACCUGCCGUCUUCUGUCAUUUUGAGAAGAUUUUUGAAACAAGUACAUUUUUUACUGGAAACUGGUUAUAUAUUAUAUGUUUAAGUCUUACACUUGUUUAUGCUCUUUCAUGUCUCCUCUAUAUAUAUAUAUAUUAUUUUUUAUAUGUAACCUUUUUUCAAGUCUCAUUCAUGUCCUACAUUUCCCUUCGACCAAAUAGUUUUGUUUUUAUGUCCACAAGUUUCCAAAUAUGUGAAUAUGAAUGGAGAGAGUCAUUGUUUUAGGAAUAAAGAACCAUGUUGAUAAAUAUUAA